GGGCAACAGUAGACCACCAACUGAAUAAAGUUAUGAAACCUAUUGACUUACUACAAACCCAUGACCAAUUCAGUAGCUUUGAGUUUAUCCAAAACUCCCAACAAUCUCAUCUUCAUUUUGGCAUUCCAUCAAAAAGAUAAAUUUGAAGGUUUCAUAUACUACUAUCAUUGGCUCUGUGCCAGUAUAGACAAUAAAUCCAUGGAGGCUCAUAGGCCUGUAAUUUGACUAAAACGACUUGUAUGGGUCGGGUUAACCGUUUCAUUAACAGGCCGAAUUAAGGGACCAUACCCGGUUACCCAGUCACAGAAUCGACUUUUGAAGUUAAAACCGUGAAGAUCGAACAUUUGAUAAAACUUCAAAUGGAUGGGUUUUUUAAAGUCACUGGAAGAGUUGGAACGAGUGCAAAGGCAACAAGCACUAAUUUAUUUGAAAAACCCAACGAAAGUCUCCACCAAAUUUCUAAAAGCUCUUCAUGUCUACCUUAUCAGAACUGGUCUUCAUCAAAGCAGUUUCGCCGUUGGAAACUUCAUUGCUCAUUGUUCUACUUUGGGUACAAUGGAUUACGCCAACAAAUUGUUCGAUCAAAUGCAUGAACCUACUACUUUUGUUUGGAACACCAUGAUUAGAGGCUUCCAGAAAAACCAAGAACCUAUUAAAACACUUGCAUUUUUUAGUCAAAUGAGAGCUGAAAACAUUCAACCUGAUCAUUUUACAUACCCAUUUGUUGUUAGAGCUUGUGCAAAUUUACAGGAUAUUCAUAGAGGAAAAUGGGUUCACGGGCAACUGAUGAAAUCUUGUUUGGUGAAAGAUAUUUAUGUCGCGACGAAUUUGAUCGAGUUUUAUGUUAGCUGUGGGGAUGUUAGAAUUGCUCAUAAGGUGUUCGAUGAAAUGCCUGUUAGAGAUGCAGUUUCGUGGACUGCUAUUAUGUCAGGUUAUGUGAAUCAGUCUGGUACGGAUAUGAAAAUGGCUCAACGGAUAUUUGAUGAAAUGCCAACUAAGGAUGUUGUUGCUUGGAAUACAAUGAUUGCUGGGUAUGUAAAAAUCGGCAACAUGAAACUUGCUAGGAUUUUAUUUGAUGAAGCCCCUAUUAAAGAUUUACUAACGCGUAACACGUUGUUAGGUGGCUAUGCAAAGCAUUGCGAAACUGAAGUUGCUCUUCGGUUCUUUGAGUCGAUGCCCGAGAAAGAUGUAGUUUCUUGGAAUUCAGUUAUUGCUGGGUUUGUUCAGAAUAAGAGGGUGAACGAUGCUAUGUCAUUUUUUCACGAGAUGCAAAUACAGAAUGUGAAACCUAAUAUGGUGACCUUAGUGGGUGUUCUUUCUGCUUGUGCCCAAGUUGGGGCUUUGGAAACAGGGAGAUGGAUACAUUGGUACAUCGAUAAAAACGGAUUCAGUUUGAAUGUGAUGUUAUGUACUGCUCUUGUGGAUAUGUAUUCGAAAUGUGGAGCUUUGGAAAGUGCUCAACGGGUUUUUGAUUUGAUGUCUGAUCGAGAUGUUGUUACCUGGAAUGCAAUGAUAAUGGGCUUCUCCAUGAAUGGGCAAAGUAAGAAGGCGCUAGACUUAUUCUAUCGAAUGCUAGAUGAAGAAGUGCGUCCCAACGAAGUUACCAUGAUUGGAGUUUUAUGUGCAUGUACGCACACGGGGAUGGUAGAUGAAGGUCGAAAUAGAUUCGAGAAAAUGCAAAAACAGUUUGGGAUCACACCCAAACUUGAGCAUUAUGGUUGCAUGGUCGAUCUCCUUGGCCGUGCUGGGUUGUUGGAUGAAGCUUAUGAUUUUAUUCAAAAAAUGCCACUUGUUCCUCAUAUCGGAGUCUGGGGUGCUUUACUGAAUUCAUGCAAAACCUAUGGUAAUGUUGAGCUAGCUGAGUAUGCAACUAAGCACUUGAUUGAACUAGAUCAUGAAGAUGGAGGUUAUUUAACAACUAUGUCAAAUAUAUAUGCUAAUGCUGGAAGAUGGAAUGAUGUAGCCAGGGUGAGAGUUUUGAUGAAGAGAAAGAAGAUUGGUAAACUUCCUGGCUGUAGUUCAAUGGAGAUCAACGGUGAAAUUCACGAGUUUGGAGUAGAGGAGAAGAUCCAUCCUAGAUCGAAUGAAAUUUACGAGAUGAUUGAUGAGAUCUCAAAGCGGUUAAGAGCAGCAGGUCACAUAGCGACCACCACCGAGGUGUUCUUUGAUGUAGAAAAUGAGGAGAAAGAGAGGGCAUUAUUCUACCACAGUGAGAAGUUAGCUAUCGCCUUUGGGCUUAUUGCUACUGAUAAAGGAUCUACGAUACGCAUUGUGAAAAACUUGCGUGUUUGUGUUGACUGUCAUUCUGCUAUAAAGCUUAUUUCAGAGAUUUUUGAUAGGGAGAUAGUAGUCAGAGACAGAUGCAGAUUCCACCAUUUCAAGGAUGGGAUUUGUUCUUGUGGUGAUUACUGGUGAAGUGGCUGUUACUUUAUUUUGAUUUUUCCUAAAAAUAUUAAUUACAUUCGGCAUUUGAGUGUGGAAGGGCUAUUAUACUUUCGAGCAAACCGCUUUGGAGCUCUUUCUUAAAGGAAAGAAUCCAGUUACCAUGAAACUUGAAUUUAAAUCAUGUAUAAAAUUCAUUAUAUAUAGAAGUUAGAUCAAUGAUCAUAUUCUCGAA
Molecule: messenger RNA, 2617 nt
Organism: Papaver somniferum (opium poppy)
Lineage: Eukaryota; Viridiplantae; Streptophyta; Magnoliopsida; Ranunculales; Papaveraceae
Product: pentatricopeptide repeat-containing protein At1g08070, chloroplastic-like
Exons: 1
Coding region: 364-2415 (683 amino acids)
Biological process (GO): RNA modification
Molecular function (GO): zinc ion binding; protein binding; RNA binding
Source: RefSeq, a predicted model, not a curated record